AAGGAAAGGGGAAAAAAACAGAGGAAAGAAACGCACCAAAAAGGUCAUCUCGUCUUCCUCGGUAUCUGCCUCUCCCUCUCUCUCUUCCUUCUUUCUCUCUCUAAACGCAGAAAGAAAUGAGCCAGUGCGUUCCGGACUGGGAUUUCGACGACUCCGGCGGCGGCGGCAACCAUCCCACGCCGUGCCGACGCUCUCUCCGCUCUCACUCCUUCAAUCCCAGCACGCCCGAUGUUCCCAUGUCGAACUACGAGGUCGCCGAGCUGACGUGGGAGAACGGGCAGCUCGCCAUGCACAGCCUCGGCCUCCCGCGCGCCCCCGCCAAGCCCCUCCCCUCCUCCACCGCGCCCUCCAAGUACGCGUGGGUGGACAAGCCGCGCGCCGCCGCCAACGCCGGGGCCGCCAACGCCGGCACCGGCACCCUCGAGUGCAUCGUCAACCAGGCCACCGCCCUGCCCCGCCGGAAGCUGCCCUUCGAAGCCGCGGCGGGCGAUCUCGUCCCGUGGUUCGACCCCUCGCGCGGUGCCGCCGCCACCGCCACCGCCGGCACCAUGACGAUGGACGCGCUGGUCCCCUGCGCCGGCGCCGGCGCCGACGACCGGACCACCGCCCACUUCGUCGACUCCGCGGCCGGCAGCGGCGGCGGCGUCGGGACGUGCGUCGUGGGCUGCUCCACGCGCGUGGGGUCGUGCAACGGGGCGGCGGCGCCGGGGCCCGCGCAGGAGAAGGACGCGCUGGCGGCGAGGAAGCGCGCGAGGGUGGCGCGCACCGCUGCGGCGGCGACUGUGGCGGCGACGGCGGCGGAGUGGAGCGGGAUGGACCAGAGCGCGAGCGGGAGCGCGACGUUCGGGAGGGACAGCCAGCAGAUGACGCUGGACACGGGGGAGAUGGAGAUCGGGGCCGGGAUGACGUCGACGUCCCUGGGGUCGCCGGAGAACACCAGCUCCGGGAAGGGCUGCACGAGGGCGACGGCGGCGGCCGACGACCACGACUCCGUCUGUCACAGCAGGCCUCCGAGGGAGGGCGGCGACGACGAAGACAACAAGAAGCGGAGCGGAAAGUCUUCAGUGUCCACCAAAAGGAGCCGAGCCGCCGCUAUUCACAACCAAUCUGAACGUAAAAGGAGAGAUAAGAUAAACCAGAGGAUGAAGACGCUGCAGAAGCUGGUCCCCAAUUCUAGCAAGACGGACAAGGCGUCGGUGCUGGACGAGGUGAUCGAAUACCUGAAGCAGCUCCAGGCGCAGGUGCAAAUGGUGAACAGGAUGAACAUGCAGCCGAUGAUGAUGCCGAUGGCAAUGCAGCAGCAGCUCCAGAUGUCGAUGAUGGGCCCGAUGGGGAUGGGGCUGGGGAUGGUGGGGAUGGGGAUGCCCGGGAUGGGCAUGAUGGACAUGAACGCCCUUGGCCGCUCCAACCUCGCUGGCAUCUCUCCCGUCCUCCACCCAGCCGCCGCCGCCUUCAUGCCCAUGGGUUCUUGGGGGGAUGGCGGCGACCGGGCAGCCACUGCCACCACGGCUCCGAUGGUCAUGCCUGACCCGAUGUCCCCGUUCCUCGCCUCCCAGUCACAGCCAAUGACGUUGGAUGCCUACAGCAGAAUAGCGGCCAUGUACGCUCAGCAGAUGCAUCAGCCGCCACCUUCCGGUUCCAAGAACUGAAGUAAUUUCAGCAGCAAGGGUUGCUCUUUUGGCAUGGUCUGGUCUUGGAUAAGUUCGCAAUCGCAAGCAAGUGUUGUGACAAUUUUUUUUGUCUAGUCUAGUAUACCAUUGAAGCACGUGAGAUGAUCUAGUUCAAUGGAUAGGAAAUUCGGUAUUCGGUCGUUCUUUUUGUACUUUCGUGUCCCCAGCUAGAUGAAAGAUUCUUUAUAUAAGUGUGUAUAUAUAUUUGAGGAAUUUAUAUGUAUAUAAAUAUGAAGUGAUGUCCCGCCCCUUUUGUUAUUACUGUCAGUUAUUCUGA
Molecule: messenger RNA, 1947 nt
Organism: Eucalyptus grandis
Lineage: Eukaryota; Viridiplantae; Streptophyta; Magnoliopsida; Myrtales; Myrtaceae
Product: transcription factor UNE10
Exons: 6
Coding region: 117-1649 (510 amino acids)
Cellular component (GO): nucleus
Molecular function (GO): protein dimerization activity
Source: RefSeq, a predicted model, not a curated record